Hibiscus syriacus is the source of this 1605-nucleotide messenger RNA. Its product is annotated as protein WHAT'S THIS FACTOR 1, chloroplastic-like. The transcript is spliced from 2 exons. NCBI's taxonomy places the organism in Eukaryota, Viridiplantae, Streptophyta, Magnoliopsida, Malvales, Malvaceae. Gene Ontology annotation, molecular function: RNA binding. The record is from RefSeq and is a predicted model, not a curated record. Bases 1 to 1605 code for a protein of 534 amino acids.
AUGCCAUCGUCUUCGCCUGCCGUCGUUGUUUGCUUUUGUUGUGAUGUCAAGAUAUUGUGUCGCCAUUGGUUCGCCGAUCCUUGCACUGUUGCAGUCGCCGAGGGCGCCAACGCCGUGUUGUGGCCGCUGCUUGCUGUUGAAGGGCCAAUCCCAAACCCGUAUGUAGGGAACGAUAGUUUGCUCUUUCUUAUUUUAUUUUAUUUGCUCUUAACAGGUUUGUUCUUGGAGAAUAAGCGACAUAGCAAGUUGAUUAUGGUGAUUAGUAAUAGAUUGUUGCAGAGGUUGGCUUGUUGCUAUUGUAGGCUGUACUCUCAGCCUUCCCAUCUUUAUCAUUUUCGAAACUUCUCUCUUUGGUCAAUGAAGAAAGACCCUGAUCUUGAAUCAGCGCUUUCCAGAAAUCGCCGUUGGAUAGUCAAUAACCAGAUUAAAAACAUAAUACUUAGAUGCCCAAACCAGGUGGCACCUUUGAAGCAUCUUCAGAAGAAGUUUAAGAGUCUUGAUCUUCAAGGCAAAGCUCUCAAUUGGCUCAAGAAGUAUCCCUGUUGCUUCGAAGUUUAUCUCGAGAAUGAUGAGUAUCAUUGUAUAUUAACAAAGCAGAUGAUGCAUUUGGUUGAAGAGGAAGAAUCGGUGAAAGAUAUGCAGGAGCCAAUAUUUGUACAGAAAAUGGCAAAGUUGUUAAUGAUGAGCAUGAAUCAAAGGCUUAAUGUUACAAAACUUAAUGAGCUCAAACACAGCUUUGGAUUUCCAGAUGACUACAUCAUUAGAAUUUUACCGAAGCACCCAGAAAUGUUCCGACUGGUUAAUAACGGUUGGAGGAAGAGUUCAGUGGAAAUCGAACUUCUGGCAUGUAACCCUGAUUUAGCAGUUUCUGCUGUCGAAGCUUCAGCUCAGAAACAGGGAACAGAGCCUUAUUUCUCGUGUUCGUUACCUUCAACUUGGACCAAAUCACUACAGAGAUUUGAAGAAUUUAAUGCAAUUCCCUACGUCUCACCUUAUUUAAAUCCUAGAGGUCUAGAAGAAGGAACAAAGGAAAUGGAGAAGAGAAUUGUGGGUAUUGUGCACGAGUUGUUGUCAUUGACAUUGUGGAAGAAGCUAUCAAUUGUAAAGCUAAGCCAUUUCAAGAAAGAAUUUGCUUUACCUGAGAAAUUGAAUGUUUUGUUGCUCAAGCACCCCGGCAUCUUUUAUGUGUCGAACAAGUAUCAGAUUUAUAACGUGCUCCUUAGAGAAGCUUAUGAUGAUGGGUCUGGAUUGGUAGAUAAAGAUCCACUGGUCAUUGUGAAGAAUAAAUUCGGCGAAUUGAUGCAAGAAGGGCUUCAUGAAUAUAACCAGAGGCGCCGCUUGGUAAAUUUGGAAAAGAAGAAGAAAGGGAUGAAUUUGAUGAAGUCGGAGAGAAGGAAAGAUGGAAGCGCUGAAAAUUCCGACCAGGAUGACAAUGGUGAUAAUUUAGGAGGUUUAUUUGACCGGAAGAACGGAAACGAUUUUAUAAGGUCCUUUUUGAUGAAAAAUAUCCAUAAUUUCGAGAUGAUUUUAACCUCGAUGUCUUUUGCUUUUCGGAUCCAGCUAGUAAUGAGCAAAGCCUGGAGAAAACUUUUGCUACCGGGUUGA